AUGACCCUUAGCCCAUGCAGGAGCCAAGAUGUUUUGACAUGGAGAUGCUCAAGUAAUGGAAAAUUCUCAGUGAGAAGUGCCUAUCAUCUACAAGGCACCAUUAAAGAAGACAACAAGGGUCAAUCCUCAGAACAACCCUACUUUUCAAGCUUCUGGAACAAACUUUGGGGUAUCCAAGCCCCUCAAACCACCAAGUCCUUCCUGUGGAGGGCUGCAAAAGAGUCCCUUGCUACGAAUCUGAACUUGCACAAGAGAAAGGUGGUGGAAUCUCCACUAUGCCCAAUCUGCUUUAGGUAUCUUGAAUCAGUCUCACAUGCCCUCUGGACCUGUGCAGCAACUCAAGAUGUAUGGUCAAAAAGCUCAAGAAGGAUACAAAAACUGGACAUUCUAAAUGGCUCUUUCAAAGUGAUCCUAAUGCCCUUUCGGAACCAACUGUCCAAGCGAGAACUCACAGAAAUUGCAGUCACUGUAAAGGCAAUUUGGCAUAGGAGGAAUAGUAGGAUUUUUAAAAAACAGUUGCAGUCCCCUUCUCAGGUGUCAAAGCAGGUUCAUGCAGAGAUGACAACCAUUGCCAUUGAUAAAGACAAUUCUAAAGUAGGAAUUGGUGUGAUUGUAAGAGAUUUGGAUGGCCUGGGUAUUGCCUCUCUAUGUUCUUCUAUUACACUAACUCCUAAUCCAAAGAUUGGGGAAGCUAUAGCAGUAAGAGCAACUACAUUGUGUGUUGAACUGGGAUUAAGUCAAAUCAUACUAGAAGAAGAUGCUCUCAAUGUGGUUCAGACUGUUCAACAUAAAGAAGAAAACUAG
This is a messenger RNA of Carya illinoinensis, 804 nucleotides long. RefSeq lists its product as uncharacterized. The record is from RefSeq and is a predicted model, not a curated record. Lineage: Eukaryota; Viridiplantae; Streptophyta; Magnoliopsida; Fagales; Juglandaceae. Bases 1 to 804 code for a protein of 267 amino acids. The transcript is spliced from 2 exons.